AGCGGCAGCAGGAGGAGGUGGAGGAGGAGGAGGAGAUCUUCAACUUGGAGCUCCGGAGCCGGUGCUCCUCCUGGUGCGGUGCAAUCUCAGCUGUCCGCCGGACCGGUAUGCACUACCCGCGGAGGAGGAAGUGAGCCCGAACCCGAGACAGAAAGAUGCAGGCGGAGGACAUGGAGGUACCUAUCAUUAAUAACCUUAACGAUAACGGCGACAGGCAGAGGCCGAAAGGGAAAGAUGUGUUCAAGGAUCAGCAGAAGGAGUCGGAGAGCUCAAUGGAGUCUCCUAAUCUGGAGUUUGAGUAUGGAGACACAGACACACUGACUGCUGAGCUUUCAGAGCUCUACAGUUACACAGAGGAGCCGGAGUUUGCCCUGAACAGAGACUACUUUGAGGAGGACUUCAGGAGUCAUGCUCGAGGCAAGAGGUGGAUCGAGCUGACGGUGGACGAGCAGAGGGCGUACGUGAUGAGCCUGCUGGACGCGCUGGAGGUGACGGACAGGGACAAGAGGCUGAAGGUGGCCCGGGCCAUCCUCUACCUGGCUCAGGGAGUGUUCGAUGAGUGUGACACAGAGGUGGACGUGCUCCACUGGUCCAGACACAAUGUCUUCCUGCUAUACGACAUGGGCAUCUUCACGGCACUGCUGGAGCUGCUCAGCAUGGAGAUAGAUAACAACCAGGCAUGCAGCAGCGCAGUGAGGAAGCCUGCCAUCUCUCUCGCAGACAGCACCGAGCUCAGAGUGCUACUGAGCAUCAUGUACCUGAUGGUGGAGACCGUCAGAGUUCAAACGGAGGACGACAGACCUGAGUGGAGAGUCGCCAGAGAGGCCUUCAAGAAUGAGCUAGGUUCACCUCUGUACAAUGGCGAGCCCUUCGCCCUGCUCCUCUUCACCAUGGUGACCAAGUUCUGCAGCAUGAACGCCCCGCACUUCCCCAUGAAGAAAGUGCUGCUGCUGCUUUGGAAGACAAUACUGUUCACCUUGGGGGGUUUCGAGGAGCUCCAGGAGAUGAAAGUGCGGGGCCGGGAGCGCCUGAACCUGCCCCCGCUGCCAGAGGACAGCAUCAAGGUGGUCAGGGCGAUGAGAGCCGCCUCGCCCCCGGCCUCGGCCAUGGAGCUUAUUGAACAGCAGCAGCAGCAGAAGAGAGGCCGUCGCAGCCGCAGGAGUGCCUUUGUUGAUAGCUUGGAAGGAGACAGUCCCUUUCCCAAGAAGCAGCCCCUAGUCAAACAGGACAGCCUGGACACCUACAACGAGCGGGACCCCUUCAAGAACGAUGACGCCCGGGACGAGGAGGAGGACCCCGAGGACACGGACAGCGGCAUCGAGGGCGAGGUGGACCCCUUGGACCGGGACGUCAUCAUCCAGCCGCCGCCUCCGCCGCCUCCUCUCAGACCCCCUACGGAACGGGUCAACUUCCCUAAGGGCCUCCCCUGGGCCCCUAAAGUCAGAGAGAAGGACAUCGAGCACUUCCUGGAGACCAGCAGGAACAAGUUCAUCGGGUUCACUCUGGGGAAUGAUAUAGAGACUCUGGUGGGCUUGCCCAGACCUAUUCAUGAGAGCGUCAAGACUCUUAAACAGCACAAAUAUGUGUCCAUCGCCGAGGUCCAGAUCAAAAGGGAGGACGAGCUGCAACAGUGUCCUCUGACCCUGGGCGAGGAGGAGGUAGAGGACACGCCGACAGAGAUGCUGUACCUGGGCAUGCUUCCUAACCUCUCCCAGUACGUGAUUGCCCUCCUGAAGCUGCUGCUGGCUGCAGCUCCAACCUCCAAAGCCAAAACCGACUCCAUUAACAUCUUAGCUGAUGUGCUGCCCGAGGAGAUGCCUAUCACAGUCCUCCAGAGCAUGAAGCUGGGAAUCGAUGUGAACCGCCACAAGGAAAUCAUCGUCAAGGCCAUCUCUGCUCUGCUGCUGCUGCUCCUCAAGCACUUCAAACUCAACCAUGUUUAUCAGUUCGAGAUCGUCUCCCAGCACCUGGUGUUUGCCAACUGUAUCCCACUCAUCCUCAAGUUCUUCAAUCAGAACAUCAUGUCCUACAUCAGUGCCAAAAACAGUAUAUGUGUGCUGGACUUUCCUCACUGUGUGGUCCACGAGAUGCCCGAGCUCACAGCCGAGAGCCUGGAAGCUGGAGACAGCAACCAGUUCUGCUGGAGGAACCUGUUCUCUUGCAUCAAUCUGCUGAGAAUAUUAAACAAGCUGACCAAGUGGAAACACUCCAGGACGAUGAUGCUGGUGGUGUUCAAGUCUGCUCCCAUCCUGAAGAGAGCUCUGAAGGUGAAGCAGGCCAUGAUGCAGCUCUACGUCCUCAAGCUGCUCAAGAUCCAGACCAAGUACCUGGGCCGCCAGUGGAGGAAGAGCAACAUGAAGACCAUGUCGGCCAUCUACCAGAAGGUCCGCCACAGGCUCAACGACGACUGGGCCUACGGAAACGACAUUGACGCGCGGCCCUGGGACUUCCAGGCGGAGGAGUGCGCCCUGCGGGAGAGCAUCGAGAAGUUCAACAGCCGCCGCUACGACAAGAACAAGAACGGGGACUUCACGCCAGUGGACAACUGUCUGCAGAGCGUGCUGGGCCAGCGCGUGGAGCUGCCCGAGGACUUCCACUACAGCUACGAGAUGUGGCUGGAGAGAGAGGUCUUCUCCCAGCCCAUCCAGUGGGAGGGGCUGCUGCAGAAUCCGUGAUGAGGUGGAGGGGGGUUAUGAUGGGGGGGUUGGGGUGGGGUGGUUGGAGAGGUCACACACGAGCCUGUUGGAGUGGUUUUAGGGUGUGUUUUUAGGGGAGCCAGAGGAGGGAGGGGGAAGAGAAAAAGCUGGAGAUGGAGAUGGAGAAGCCACCACCCAGGCUCUGCAGUGAUGGGAGAUGAAGGGCAAAAUGGAGCAAAUCUGACAAAUGGAAAUGGAGCAUCCUGCUGUGAGCUCGCCACGAAUAGAUGCCACACACACACACACACACACACACACACACACCACACACGCGAUUGAUGCAACAUGUGCCUAUGACUACUGUGAACACACAUGGACGUGACAGGCAAGAUCAGAGGUAGCAGUUAAAAAGAAGCCGCUGUAGCAGGAGACUGUGUCGGCCAGU
Molecule: messenger RNA, 3081 nt
Organism: Acanthopagrus latus (yellowfin seabream)
Lineage: Eukaryota; Metazoa; Chordata; Actinopteri; Spariformes; Sparidae
Gene: strip2
Product: striatin interacting protein 2
Exons: 22
Coding region: 156-2675 (839 amino acids)
Biological process (GO): cytoskeleton organization
Cellular component (GO): cytosol
Source: RefSeq, a predicted model, not a curated record